Messenger RNA from Bradysia coprophila, 2263 nucleotides. RefSeq names its product asparagine synthetase (gene AsnS). NCBI's taxonomy places the organism in Eukaryota, Metazoa, Arthropoda, Insecta, Diptera, Sciaridae. Gene Ontology annotation, molecular function: asparagine synthase (glutamine-hydrolyzing) activity. The record is from RefSeq and is a predicted model, not a curated record. Gene Ontology annotation, cellular component: cytosol.
UGUACAUUAUUUCAUUCAUUCGCUACCGACAAGUUGUUGAGAGAUUGUCGAUACGAUUUCAGUGUUACAGAGACAAUAUUUACAAUUUUGUUGUAUACUAACUAGUGUCUGAACAAUUUAGUGUUGACGCGGUUGACGAGAGCAACAUUGUGCUACAAUUUGAGAUUAUAAGUAAAAGAAACCGCAGACUUAGCAGAAAAAACAUUUUUGUUGUUUAUUACAUCGUUGAUCGUUAGAUUUAAAAAAGCGGAAUGUGUGGAAUAUUGGCUGUUUUUUCGAAGUCAACGGGUGAGAUAAGAAUAUCGAAAAAGUACGGUAAACGUUUGAAAACAUUACGUGAAUUGGCGUACAGGCAAUCAAGUUGUCAACGUCAUCGUGGACCGGAUCAUACAGGUGUAACCGACUGGUCCGAUCAUGGGGUUGUGUUUGUGCAGGAACGACUGCGAAUAUUGGGCGUUGAGUUUGGCGAUCAGCCGUUUGUAUCGGAAAAUGGAAAUGUCCUUCUCGUUUGCAACGGAGAGAUUUACAAUUAUUUGGAACUGUCAGAAGUGUUAGCCAAAAGACGUGGUAAAUAUGUUCCGAGAAGCGAUUCAGAUAUUGUCUUGGGACUGUACGAAGAAUUUGGCACAGACAUACUGCAUAUGAUGACUGGAAUGUUCGGUUUUGCACUGUAUGACCGCACAACCCGACAGAUUUUCGUGGCACGCGAUCCCAUUGGCAUAAUUCCUCUUUAUCGCGGCUACGAUGAUGAAGGCAAUCUGUGGGUCUGCAGUGAAAUGAAAUGUUUAGUAGACGUGUGCGAUAAAGUGGAAGUUUUCCCUCCGGGGACGUCGUUGCAUGGUACAAUUGAUAAUUUGAAAGAGGAACGCUUCUACCAGCCAAAAUGGAUCACCGAAAUUCCCUCAACUCCAGCCGAUAUCACCAGUCUUCGUGAGCAUCUGGUGGCUGCCGUUCGAUCUCAUUUGCAGUGUGAUGUAAAGCUCGGUGCACUUUUAAGCGGUGGUGUUGACUCCAGCAUAAUUGCUUCAGUUGCAACGAAAAUAAUGAGAGAACGAGAUCCGAACUAUCGCCUGAAGACUUUCAGCGUUGGACUGGAAAAUGCACCUGACUUCAAGUACAGCCGAAUGGUGGCCGAUUACAUCAACAGCGAUCACGAGGAAAUUGUUUUCAAAGUGGAGGAUGGACUGGAUUGCAUUCGAGACAUUAUCUUCCAUUGUGAAACUUACGAUGUGACUACCGUACGUUGCAGCAUUCCCAUGGUUCUAAUGGCUAGAGCCAUCAAAUCUGGUGGCAUUAAAAUGAUAUUGUCCGGCGAGGGAGCGGAUGAAAUUUUCGGCGGCUAUUUGUACUUCUUCAAUGCACCGAAUCACUCAGAAUUCCAUUUCGAAUUGGUCAAACGAGUGCUGGCCUUGCAUUAUUCCGAUUGUCUACGAGCUAAUAAAGCGGCUAUGUCAUGGGGUAUAGAGUUGAGAGUCCCGUUUUUGGAUACCAACUUUGUCAAUCACGCUAUGGACAUUGCUCCUCAAGAUAAAAUUCCAAUUGCCAAACGACCGCUAAAUGGAUGCACUCCACGAAUCGAAAAGCAAAUUUUGCGAGCAGCAUUCAGCGACAACUUUUUGCCGGAUGAAGUGAUUUGGCGACAGAAGGAACAGUUCUCCGAUGGUGUCGGCUAUAACUGGAUCGACACAAUUCGACAGUUUGCUUCUGACCGUGUUAGUGAUGCCGACUUUGCUAAUGCUGCCGUUACAUACCCGAUUAACACUCCAUCCACAAAGGAAGCGUACUACUAUCGGUCAAUAUUCGAAGAAAUAUUCCCGGGUGAUGGUUAUGCUAGGACGGUAAUGCGUUGGAUACCACGUGCAGAUUGGGGAUGUCCAGAAGAUCCGAGUGGUCGAGCACAAAAAGUGCACAGUUCAACCACACAAGAGGAAUAAAAAAAAAUAUUUUGUCGCGGUUCACAUAAUCAGAUCACUUAAUUAAGUAAAUUUAAAGGUAAACUGUUCGUUGUCGUAUUGCAGGUGUAACGAAUUCUCUCAGAAUUUAUUUAUAAAGUCCCGUUUUAGUGUGAUAUUAGUAGAGCACAAAAAUGUAUUGUUGUCCGCGGUCCGCCCAAUUUACAUGACAAGGUUUCUGUUUUGUUCCAUUGAAUCAAUGUUAACUCAAGAUCUACGAAAAUAGAAAUUAGGACGGACACGUUUUACAUUUCUAUUUUUAAGUAAGUUCUAGCCCUAAAUUAAAUGAAAAACAAUAAAAACUCGUUCAA